CUGCGGAGUUAUUUCAGAAAGAUUCAGAGAUAAAUGAUCACCAGGUCAGCAAUUGGCCGCAGUUGCUCUUCAGUCACUGGCAUGGGUUUGAGAUUGGUUUUGGGACGCGGCGAGAUUGCAUGAUGGGCUAAAGUGUAGGAAACAGCAUGGCGGGGCAUUUUACACUCACUCAGCUUUCAAGUGGAAAUCCUUUAUACGAAAAGUAUUAUCGUCAGAUUGAUACAGUGAAUGAUGGGAGAGUCGGAGCAGCAGAAGCUGCCUCAUUUUUAAAAAGGUCUGGGCUGUCUGACCUAGUGCUUGGAAAGAUAUGGGAUUUAGCUGAUGCAGAUGCAAAGGGAUUUUUAAACAAACAGGAAUUUUUUGUUGCCUUAAGACUUGUAGCCUGUGCACAAAAUGGACUUGAGGUCUCGCUCAACAGUUUACAGCUUGCUGCCCCUGCACCAAAAUUUAAUGAUAGAAACAGUCCAUUGCUGGCUAGUGGUUCAGCACCUAUUGAUGUUCCUUGGGCUGUGAAGUUGGAAGAAAAGGCCAAGUAUGAUAUAAUUUUUGACAGUCUUAAUCCUGUGAAUGGUUUCCUAUCUGGUGAUAAAGUGAAACCUGUGCUUCUGAACUCUAAGCUACCUGUGGACGUCCUUGGAAGGGUCUGGGACCUCAGCGAUACUGAUCGUGAUGGAUUAUUAGACCGGGAUGAAUUUGCUGUUGCCAUGUACUUGGUUUACCGUGCUCUUGAGAAAGAACCUGUGCCAUUUUCAUUGUCGCCUGCCUUAAUACCACCUUCGAAGAGGAAAAAAGCAAGUGUUCCAUCUUCAGUGCCACUCAUUCCAUCUCCACCUACUGCUAAGGAAAGCCGACAAUCUUUGCCCCCUGUGGGAAUUCUACCUACUAAAGCACCACCAGUCCAGUUCACCAGAGAUUCUGACACAUCUUUCUCAAAGGCACUUUGUGACACAAAUGAUUGUGGAAAGCUUACAAAGGAGCAGUUUGCCUUGGCACUACAUUUAAUAAACCAGAAGCUAACUAAAGGUAUUGAUCCACCUCAGGUUCUCACAGCAGAGAUGAUGCCUCCCUCUGAAAGUACACAAAAGAACGGAUCAGCCCUGAACACUAGAACUGACUUCUCAGCCAUCAAAGAACUUGAUUCUAUACACAACGAAAUUGCUGAUCUUCACAGGGAGAAAAGCAGUGUGGAAGUGGAAAUCAAAGAAAAGGAGGAGGCCAUCAAGCAACGAACGAGUGAGGUUCGGGACCUCCAAGAUGAAGUUGAUAAAGAAAGUACAAACCUCCAAAAGUUACAAGAGCAGAGGCAACAAGUGCAAGAAGUGCUCAAUGGCUUGGAUCAACAAAAAAACCAAUUGGAGGAGGAGCUUAAUGACAUGCGACAGAAGUGCACCGAAGAGGCACAGUUGAUCUCAUCACUAAAGACUGAAAUUUCAGCUCAGGAAACCCAUAUAUUAUCUUGUGAGGAGGAGCUUAUCAAAGCAAAGGAGGAGCUGAAACGACUUCACCAGGAGACAACAGAACUGCAAGAACGUAUGGAGGCCAGCCAAACACAAUUGGAGCCCAUGCAACAGUCUCUUCAGAUAUCUCACCAUGAGAUUAGUCAGGCAAAAUCCAAGUUGUCUGAGCUACAAGAAUCUGAGGAGAGCCUCAACAGUCAACUGAGUUGGCGGAGUCUUAUGCAACCUGCCCUUGUAAAUGGUAAUGUUGAGCACUAUGAUUUAAACAGCAGUGCCAGUGAAUCCACUGAUCACAAGAAAAACGCUGAGAAGCACAGCCCAUUGGAGAAGGAAGUGAUUAUUAGCGAGGCUGUGGUCAGCAAUAACAUUGAGGAGUCCAUCCCAAAUGCUACAGAAACAAGGACAGAACAAACUGAAAUUCAGCAGCCAAGUUUUGCAGAAAAGGAUGAUCCUUUUGAUCCAGUAGUUAUGAAAACUACUAACAGUAUUCCAGACCCAAACCUGGAUUUCUUUGAGACAGAUCCUUUCACUGGAAGUGAUCCCUUUAAAGAUGAUCCAUUUGGAAAAGUUGAUAUUGCAGAUCCUUUUGGAGGAGACCCUUUUAAAGGCACUGAUCCUUUUGCAGACGCUUCGAGUAACUUCUUUCAACAGUCUUCAAAUGACCCGUUUACAUCCAUGGAGUCUGACCCUUUUAGUACAAGUAUAGCCAACAAUAAUGUGGGAUCAAUUGAAACUAUGAAAGCCAAUGAUCCAUUUGCUCCUGGUGGUGGUACAGUCUCAUCCAUGAUUGAAACAGUUGCAGACCCUUUUGUCUCCGUGUUUGGAAGUGAUUCGUUUGGCAGUGGGUUUGCUGAUUUUAACACGUUAUCACAGUCUGACCAGGCAGAUCCAUUCAGUUCUGCUGUAGGAAUAGACCCUGGUAAUGAUGCAUUUGGAAAAACUGGAUUCACAGAUGAACCUAUAAAAAUUGAUGAGGUUCCUCCAGCAUUACCGCCAAAAGUUGGCACUCCAACAAGACCCCCUCCUCCACCACCUGGUAAAAGACUUUCCCUUGUAAAAUCAGAAUCAUCCAACUCCAAGUUAAAUGAUCCUUUCCAUCCGUUUAAUUCAGGGGAUUCAUUCCAUAAAGAGAAUCAUCUUGACCCAUUUGCUCCUACUUCUCCAAGUAAAGAUGUUGGAGACAUCACAAAUUUUGCAAACUUCAAUGCUUACCCCAGUGAGGAAGACCAAAUAGAAUGGGCGAAAAGAGAAAGUGAACGAGCAGAGAAGGAACGACUAGCGAGACUAAAUCAGCAAGAACAAGAGGAUUUGGAACUGGCCAUAGCACUCAGUAAAUCUGAAAUAUCAGAAGCAUGAAUAGCUUUCCUAUGGUCCUCAAUGUACUGGCUGCCAUGACUCGUCUAACCAACCCUAUUCUUACUAAUGGCAUUUUAUAUAGAAACUACCUAAAGUAACUAUGUCAUUACUGGAGAUUCUUCCCUGAAAUUGUUAAUUCGUUACUAAAGAGUCUUAUACUGGACUUGGAUCAGUGUGGUGAAACUUAUUAAUUCAAAACCAUCAAAUAACCUCUGUCCUGUAUAUGUAAAAAACAAAACAAUGUACAAGCUAAAUGCUGAUGCAAAUCUGUAUUCAGUGCAAUGAAUUUAGUUCUAAUUAUACUCCUUUGCAUUGUUGGGUAAUGGAGCAUACCAUCUCAGCAGCUUCCUGUUCAAAUAAUAUUGUCCAUUAGGAUACAGAAGCCAUUGAACAGCUGUAUAUAUUUACAACUUAAUGACAAAGUAGAUUUGAAAAAAACAUAAACUUUUCAAUUGUAGUACAUUAACUAACUGUUUCUGUAACCACCAGUGCUAACAAUAUAUAACUGUAUAGAACAUCUAUUUCAGAAUACAUGCUGAACCUGCUGCUGUAAGUUAAACAUGUGCACUGCUAAACUUUAUACUGGCUUUAUUUUUUUAACUUGUCAGUUUAUAAAUUUAAAUGAUUUUCCUUUCAUGUUCGUGUGAAAUUGCUGACUGCCUGGAUGAGUAAAUAACAUCAAAUAAAAUGCAAGCUUAUGUAAAGAUA
Molecule: messenger RNA, 3521 nt
Organism: Rhincodon typus (whale shark)
Lineage: Eukaryota; Metazoa; Chordata; Chondrichthyes; Orectolobiformes; Rhincodontidae
Gene: eps15
Product: epidermal growth factor receptor pathway substrate 15
Exons: 26
Coding region: 147-2813 (888 amino acids)
Biological process (GO): endocytosis; endosomal transport
Cellular component (GO): clathrin coat of coated pit; cytoplasm; plasma membrane
Molecular function (GO): calcium ion binding; cadherin binding
Source: RefSeq, a predicted model, not a curated record